AAGCGUCAAACAUGGCGGACUCAUUCUUGGUCGCAGACGAUGGCGGACAGUUGGAAUUAACUUUGUAAAGGUGACCUCCCACGGAGGUUUUACUCUUUUCUUCUAUUCUGUAACAAAAUCGUCUCCUUUAUGGCUAGGGACCUAACACAUCAAGGAUGAGCAGUCCCAUUAGUAAGUAUAAUAUUGUUAUGGCGCACGCAGACCUGCCCGGCAACCCUGGUAGGAAAAUCUUGAGACUCAUGGGAAAAAAAUUCUACAAGUAGUGAGAUUCUAUUUUUCCCGAUCAGGAUUAAAGGAACCCUUUUUCUGUUGGGGGGAAUUAACUGUUUAUUUAAAUAUUACCCUGCUUUAGUGGGGUCCUUCUUGCAAAAAAAGUUAUUUAGAUUCCGCUUUUCUUGGAUGACUCUAUCACAGGAGAAUAACGCUCAGCAAAGAGUCGUUUCUUCCGGAUAACCCAACUUCAUGGCUAAAAUGUUAGGCAAGGUCCCAUCAAUAAACAGGCACUAGCAUUCCCCGCGAAAUUUCAACAAGGUAAUUAACAUUUCAUUUCAGAAUGAUAUUUCUCAAAAACUGUGAGACUGGGAGUCUUGUCGUGAGGCCGUGAGAAAAGUUAAAAAUCGUGAGACUAACAGCAGAAUCAUGAGAGUUGGCAGGUCUUUGCACUGCACAUGUACACAUACUUUAGCUAAUACUUGAGGAAUGUUUGGGUAGGGAUGUGCUGCUGGGACUCUGGAACCCUUUAUAACCUAUACCAGACUUUCCUGAUUUAGCUGAAUUUUGCUAUCCUAAACUAGAGUAAACUCUUUAAAUCUCUCCAUAUCCUAUAGCCUGCGAAAACAACCGUUUCUCCUCGCUCUUCGCUGCUGUGGACUUUUCGUGCGGACGACCUUUCUCGACAUAGCUGUAUACUGUAUCACAUAUAGGGUAGUACUUCUCCCAGCCAGGACUCAACCAUCCUCCACCCAAAGGCGCAGUUUCAAAAAUAAUGUUAAUUCAAGUACUUUUUAUUAAUAAUUUGAAACAUAGUAAAUCACUGUUGACUCAUUCAAAAAUGCAUAAAAUGGAUAAAUGCAUAAUUUGUGACAAUAGUCAUGAAAUAUAUAGAUGAGCUAUGUUUAGUUAAUUAAUAUGUUGAAGAACUAAGAAGUUAAAUCACUAAGUGGCUCUGGUCUAGUGUGUUUCAAGUGACAGGUGACUAGUCCAUUGACCAAGACCCCAGUGGGGCUCCCAUAUGCAUGGGUUGGCUGUGAUGUUCAUCACCUCACUUAACCGUGUUUUAAAUUUCAGAUUUUGGUCUCACUAAAGUUGGGGUGCCAUUAUUUUCUAAUACAGGUAUCCCUUACGGGUGCAUAAAAAAAACAAAAACAAAACAGACAAGCAAACAAACAAACUUUAUCAUACUUUGCAGUAAAAAGCACCAUGGCUCUAUCCCAGGGGAGUACUCUGGAUUUCACAUGAUUGGGAUGAUCGAAGGACUUUUUUUGAAGACAAUGAAUACAUGGUCGUUAAAAUAAUUUCAGUGUUUUGGACUGCAGUGUACUUUUUUUGACUUGUCAGGCACUCAAAGCAUGGUUCAAGUUAUCAAGGGUAAAUUUACAUGUAUAUAGAAAUGAUCUGAAGGGAAACAAAAAUUACUUCAAGUAAGUGGGAGGAUCGAGAUGGAGUUACCAAGGGUAAAAUUACAGUGGAACCUCAAUUUAAUGAAGUGCCAAGGGACUGGGGUAAUUUGUUCGCUAAAUUGAGGGCUCGUUAUAUUGAACUGCUCCAUUUAACGAAUUUUCGGGACAACUAUCAAAAUGUUUGUUAUAUUGAGGUGUAGUUAAUAAUUAAUUUACAAAACCCAGCAUUUCCGGAUCUGAAAAAUUACUGUAAUAACAUUUCAGUACCAAGCUUUAGUCACAGCUACGGCACUAGAAACUCAAGAACACGCCAACUGUUUAAAACUACUGUACAGUCACAUAAAUUUUAUCCUUGUUGGUAUGUUUGGCAUUCAUCUUUUAUCACAUGCUGACAUUUAUUUUUUAUAUCCAGGUAAACUUUACGUUUGUGCUUGUGGAUUGUGCUCGUUAUAACAAGGAUUUUGUUAACUCGAGGUUCGUUAAAUCGAGAGAUAAGAUUGCUUUAGGAAACUGCUUGAUAUCUCAUACAAAACACAACAUCAUAAACAUGGCAGUGACAGAGACAGAAUCAGACAAGCCAAUGGGCCCAGUAUGAGUUAAGAACAGAAUUCGCUAGCCUGAGAGCAAAAUCCACUAGCCCCAGGCUAUCAGACACUACUCUCUUUGCACUCUGCAACUUGCCUCAGUGGUACCAAUUUUUGAUAUAUUUUUUAGGUAAUGCAUUUUGGCUUUUCUUCGUGUCAUUAUUGUGGGGCUCCACAAAUCCACUCAUCAGAAAAGGAAGCAAGGGAAUUGAGGAAAUUCACAGGUCAAGUCGUAUCCAACAAUUUUUUGCAGAAGUCAUCUUCCUUGCAUCUAACUGGAAGGUAUUGUGAAGUUUUGUACAAGAGUAUGUGCUGUUGUUUGUCCUGGCCUGGCCAAGGGGCCCAUGGUGCAUAACAAGCCAGGGAAUUUAUUAUUGGAAAACUUGAUUCAGUUUAUUUGUUGAUUCAAUAAACCACUGUGGAAUUUAAUAAUAUAAUAAAAAAUUAAUACUCAAAUUCAAUAAUUGAACAUUGGGCACAUUAAUGCCAAGCUUUUACUGUAUUUUUCUGGCAUACCAGUUAUCUUUUGAAGUCUGGUAUACUCAUAGUAUGCCAUGAUGUGGGCCUGGCCACCAGGCAGUGUUCACUUAGCAUACAGUGUGUGAAGCCAAAACUAUCUUUAUGUCUAAGAAAACUUUUGAUUAUAAAAUAGCUUUGACAUUUUUGUAUGGAGAGAAAAUCGUUUAAAACUGUCUAUAGUUGUAGAUAUGCAGUUUAAAAUUAAUUGAUGACAACUUGCUCAUUAAUUUUUAUUAAUUUUUAUGCUUGUGGAUUAAAAGGGGCUGUAGGCUGUUUGCGCAGUAUCAGCCACUUUACUUAGUUUCAGUUCUUGUUCAUAAAAUGCAUCUCUUGUUAUUUCUUAUUUCUUUUUUAGUACAUAGUUCCUUUCCUGUUGAACCAAUGUGGGUCAGUUGUUUUCUACUUGACACUUGCAUCAGUAGGUAAAUAAUUAUGUUGAAACCCUUUUUCUCAGCCUUGAUUAAAGAUAUUGUUACUUGUGGAUGCAAAAACAAUUCUUUUAUUUGAUGUCCUUACAGACCUGUCUAUUGCUGUCCCCAUUACCAAUUCUUUGACUAUGCUCAUAACUACACUGGCAGGACAGGCUUUAGGAGAAGGAAGAAUUAAUGCAGGUAAUUAUAGUUCUGCUUAAGUCAUUACAUAUACCAACCAUGGGUGGGACGGGGUUGGGGCAAGGAGUAUGGGUAAUCUACAUAAGCUAUACAUAUGUGUUUGUGUGUGCAUAAAUCAUUUUUGUAAAGGGUCCUGUUUUUGGAACAGAUUUUUGUGGACAAGGUGUAGAAAAUUGGGGAGUUAAACUAUCUAAGUGGAAAGUGUAGAUUGCAAGCAGUCUCUUAUUUGUCUUUUGACUUUUGAGACACAGUAGAUCAAGGGCAUGUGUGAGGUGUGUGAGCGGUGAUUGGCAAAGCCAUGAGGACCAAGGGAAGAAGCGGCCUUCAGGAGUGAAGAAAAAAGUUUUCCUCUCUCUGUCCCAAUCCCUUCUCCUGUUUAAGGAUGACCACCACAGUCUAGUGGAAAAUUAUAGGUAGUUUUGAAGAAAUAAGUCCAGAAUACUACUUCAAACAUAGGGUGGGCCUCUUUUGGCUUAUAUUGUAGAAAUACUAAGUAAAAUACAGCUGUAUUUUAUAGAACACCGACUCUCAAACAUUGUAAAGGGUAGCACUGACUGACUUAAAUUUAUUGAGAUUUAUGGAAAAUAAUUAUGUGUUUUGAAUCACAAUAGGGACAUUUCUUGGGAUGAUCCUAGUGAUAGCUGGUGUCACCAUCUGUGUUGUGGAUAAAACUCCAUGA
Molecule: messenger RNA, 4012 nt
Organism: Porites evermanni
Lineage: Eukaryota; Metazoa; Cnidaria; Anthozoa; Scleractinia; Poritidae
Source: the annotation of a GenBank genome assembly